ACGUACGCGUGACUUGCAACAUGGGUUACAAAUUGAUUGGUCCGAGUCAAAUAACUUGUACAAUAAAAGGCUGGAAUGAAACUGUUGCGUGUCAGAUUGAAGAUUGUGGAAAUUUGUCCUUAGCAAAUGGAGAAGUGGUAUUUAAAUCUCAAAGUACUUUGUUUGGAGACAUUGUGGACGUGUCAUGUGACACAGGAUAUGACUUAAAUAGCAGCAAUGUGAUAACUUGCUUAUCAAAUGGGCAUUGGAGUGAAACUCCUUAUUGCAAAAUUGUCUAUUGUAAUGAUUUGGAACAGCCUGACAACGGUGCAAUGAAUGCCACGAACGGUACAACAUUUAACUCCAGAGUCAGGUUCAGAUGUAACACCGAUUUCCUUCUUGUUGGUAGCGAAACUGUCGUCUGUCAAAGUGAUGGAAAAUGGAGUGGUGAUACACCACGUUGUGUAGCGAAAUCACCAAAUGGUGGACACUGUACUUCAAGCGAGUAUUGUUUACUAGAAGGAUCUGUAUGUGAAAAUAGCGUAUGUGUUUGCAAAACCGACAUCUUCGAUAUGAUAAGCAAGAAAUGUGAUAUAAUGCCCCUUCUUCCAUACGGGAUCAAUAAUACAGACACACAACUGAAGACAACAGAUAAUUGUGGGCCUCGAAUAACCUUUAAUCCUGGCAUACCAGUCUUCGGAAAGACCCAUAAAACUUUAUACGUUUGCUCCCACGGAAUUGUCAGUUUUGACAAUGCUUAUAUUGGCAAAUAUCCUGCAAAAAAGGACAAAAUAUUAUCAGAUCUCGAAGGUCAAGACGUUUUGGCUCCGUUUCACGCGCCGUUUAGGUUGAAGCAAUCUGGUGGAAUUUACUUCAGAACAUACGACAUUUUAAAAUCUUAUUCUAACAUAGAAACUGACGAGUCUGUAAAAUAUAUUGACAAAAUCAUUAAAAGAUUAGGAGGAAUUGACAAAUUUAAAUCAAAAUUUGCUUUAAUUGCGACAUGGCACGAAGUCAAGCCGGCCCUGAACCAGUUUGACAGAGAAACGACAUCAACAUUCCAGUUAGUAUUGGCUACAGAUGGAAGUCAUACUUUUACAUUUUAUAUAUACGGACAUGAUCAGAUAAACUGGACAACAACUCUAUCAAAACCUCGAGUUUGGAUUGGUUAUUCUUUCAGUUCUUCAAAUGUUUUCACUCACCCGUUUGCAUAUACAAGUGACAUGUUUACACUCCUCGAUGCCAGGAAAUCAGCCCCUCGGUCAAAAUCAGACGUAUCUGGCAUAGUCUUUAAGCAAUUAUACCGCAAUGAAAAUAUCAGACAAAAUAACGCAAUUAACUGCAUCAACUGGUAUAACGAGAAUAAAGAUCAAAAAAGAUAUUUUGACUACAUAGCAAGUCUGACCCCCGAAUGUCCUUGUGACAUAAGAUUGUCAAGGUUCGAUCCAUGGUUUUGGCAGAUUGGACUUCAUCGGCAUCGCCAAGAUAAAUCACAUUAUUGUGUUGACAUGCUUCACAGGGGGAACUUUGGACAUUUUGGAAAGUCAUGUUGUUAUGACCUUAAAACAUGGCUGUGGGUUUAUCAGCGUCCAAUUGCUGGUGGUUUCCAACUUUAUCACCCAAAGAUACAAAAUGAACACUUGAAGCAUGAUCAUGAGCCGAAAGAAAAUUGUUGCAUGAAGUCAAAUUACUGUAGUCUGUAUUACUCACUUAGACCAACUGGAAGCUGCUACAAAAUCUCCCCGUUUAGAUUUGGAGUCUUUUGGGGAGACCCACAUUUUGCAACCCUAGAUGGUCUGAAUUUCACAUUCAAUGGAAUCGGAGAGUUCGUUCUUUUACGCGUUUCGACGGAGAAUAUUACAUUUGAUCUACAGGCGAGAACAGCCAGAACAUUAAAGAAAGACGGUAACCUAACAGAUGCUACUGCAUUUACGGCGUUUGCUGCAAGGGACAAUACCAAUGCAUCUGUACAUGUGGAGCUAAACAAAGCACGGAACGGUUUGAUCAUUUAUGCUAAUCAAGUGGACAUAACAAGUCAAUACAAUGCUGGCUCUAAAAAGGGCUUGGAUGAUCUCUUUACAUAUUCAACUCCCGAAGCCAACCUUAUUCUAGCACGUAGGGAUAAUGCAUUAAGCGUUCUUUUUCCAACUUCAGGCAUAUCGCUGAACAUAUCAGUUAGUGUACAAAUGUUGUCUAUAAGCACCAUUAUACCAAAUACACUGACAAACGUCACAAGCGGACUUCUUGGUAACUUUGAUGGGAAUCCAUACAACGAUUUGAUGAUGCCUAAUGGUACUGUUAUAAACGCAAAUUCUUCAGAGAGACAAAUAUUUGAUUACGGACAGACAUGGGAGAUUGAUGAAAAGAAGUCUAUGUUUGUGUAUGAAGAUGGCAAAUCGCAUCAAGAUUAUCAAAAUAAUUCUUUCACUCCAAGAUUUCUGGAUGAGAUUGAUGUUGAUAAACGAGCACAAGCAGAGCAAGACUGUAAUGGCGCCGAGAAUAUUGAAUGUGUUUUUGACCUCGUAUUCACAGAAAAUAAAGAGGUUGCAAAUGCUACUAGAAUUUUGAAGACUGAUGCGGAUCUUGACAGAAAUGAAAUUAAUGAAACUCAACCCACACUUACUGGAUGUGAAAGUAUCAAUGCAACUUUAGGACAGAAAGUUACAUGCCCAUUAAGUUUUGAAGAUGGACAUGAUAUUUAUUUUAUAGCUAAUAACGCAAAUGCUCAGAUCAACAAAACAUUGUCGACAGUGGAAUACACGCAGUCUAACACCGACCCAGUCGAUAUUCAAGUUGCUGUGAGGAAUAGUAAUGGUCGUUCUUCGCCCGGCAUUGUUAUAAAUGUUCUACUGUGUACUGGAUGUAGUGGACAUGGUGUUUGUUCUAAUGUUAUAAGAGAUGACCAGCAACAAACACAGUACUUUAAAUAUUUCGAAUGUAUCUGUGAAUCUCCAUAUGAUGGUCCUAACUGUGAAAAUGAAAAAGAUUGGUGUUCAACGAAUCCUUGUUCAUUAGAAAGAGAAUGUACAACUAUAAGUGCCAAAGAGCAGCUUAGCGAAGGCAAGUCCUAUAUUUGUGCUGAAUGCCCUGAGGGAUACGUUAAGGACAUGAACGAUUCUGAUAUCGACGAUUGUAUAGAUGUUGAUGAAUGUUCUGAAAAGACAACAUAUUGCGAACACAUAUGUGUUAACACGGAGGGUAGUUUUGAAUGUUCAUGCUUUACUGGGUAUCGAGUUAGUGCAAAGAAUACAAGCAAGUGUAUUGAUAUAAAUGAAUGCGAAGAAGCCUUGGAUAAUUGUUCACAUCUAUGUGUAAACAAUCCAGGUGGGUUCUCCUGCCAAUGCCAUGAUGGAUAUAAACUUCAAGAUGACGGUUCGACUUGUGUUGCUGAUACAGCAACAGGCGUUUGUAAUACUUCUAGUGAAAGUAAAUGCGCAGACACUGGUGGAUGUAUUCUUGAAGCUGGAAUUGAAAAAUGUUUCUGUGACAGAGGGUUAGAGUUGGAUGCUAAUGGUGUCGUUUGCGAUGAUAUAGAUGAAUGUGCAAAGAAUGUUUGUCCUCAAUUAUGUACAAAUAAUCAUGGAAACUUCACCUGUUCUUGCUUUACCGGUUAUUACUUGAACGGCUUAACCAACUGUGAAGCAUGUGCUGCAACACGAUGGGGUGAAAACUGUGAAAAGGAAUGUGUUUGCACUGGUAGAGGUGCGCAAAUAUGUGACCCUGUAAAAGGGUGUUUGUGUGAUCCUGGAUGGGAAGGCGAUACUUGUGAUGAAGACAUCAACGAAUGUGACGUCGCUAAUAUUUGCAAAGACCCGAUGAAGGAAUGCACCAAUAGUUUGGGAUCAUAUCUUUGUCAGUGCAUGAAUGGAUUUCAGGAAAUCAAUGGAACAUGUGAAGAUAUAAAUGAAUGUGCAAGUCCAAUAUUUCAUGAUUGCAUGCAAGAAUGUAACAAUGCCUUCGGUGGAUAUACAUGUGGAUGUUUUGAGGGAUAUGUCGAGAUAAAUGAAACAUCUUGUGCAGAUAUCGACGAAUGUGAACAGGGAACGGCUGAUUGUGAACAAAAUUGCAUGAAUGUUCCUGGGUUUUACAAUUGUUACUGCAAUACAGGGUACACUCUAAAUGAUGAUAGAUCUUCUUGUGAGAAAGUUUCAGAUCCAUGUUUGCAAUUCCAGAACUUGAACUGUUCUCAUUACUGCAAUGCUCUUGAUGUAGGUUAUGCUUGUGGUUGCAGAAAAGGUUUUAAAAUCUUACCUGAUAAAGAGACUUGUUCAGAUGCCAAUGAAUGUACCGACGCCGAUCUUAAUCUUUGUGAUAAGGUUGCAACCUGCAGAAAUACAUACGGGUCUUUUACUUGUGAAUGUCCAACAGGAACAAAACUUGCAAAUGACAAAAGGACAUGCUUAGUAUGUGAUGAAUUCCAUUUUGGUAAGGAAUGUUCUCAGACAUGCAGCUGUUUACACGGAGUUUGUGACAAGAAAACUGGUUGUGUAUGUGAUUCUGGUUGGAUUGGGGAUAACUGUAACAUUGACGUUGACGAAUGUACAGCUGGUCUUCUACGGUGCUCUGCUGCUAAUACAAGAUGUGUUAAUACAGCUGGCGGAGCUGUUUGUUCCUGCAAAACUGGAUACAUUAAUAUCUCUAAUCAGUGUAUCGAUGUAGAUGAGUGUAAAGAUUCUGCAAUGAAUAAAUGUGAUCAAGUUUGUGUCAACACCAACGGAAGUUACACCUGUAAAUGUCAACAUGGUUUUACCAUGCUGGAAGGAUCAUGUCAAGAUAUCGACGAAUGUAGCGGAAUGAAUGACUGUGAUCAGAUAUGUGAUAACACAAUAGGAAGCUAUAGAUGUUCUUGUCACGAAGGAUAUGCUCUUAAUCUAACCGAAAGAAAAUCAUGCAGUCCCAUACAUGUGUGUACAGAAGAUAAUUCAUCGACGUGUGGGGAUAACGCAUUAUGCAUGAUGCAGGACGGUGAGAUAGAGUGUCGUUGUUUUAAAGGAUAUGUGAAAAAGAAUGACAUUUGUGUUGACAUAGAUGAAUGCAAUGAAACGCCUUGUUCCCACAUUUGCAUCAAUACUUACGGCAGUUACACGUGCAAUUGUCAAAACGGAUAUUUCCUUAAGGAAGACAAGGUCACAUGUCAAGUUUGUGAGUUAUUCAAGUAUGGCACAAAUUGUGAAGACAUCUGCACUUGCGUAAGGGAAAAUACGGACUCCUGUGACCCCAAGACUGGUCAGUGUUACUGUAAAAAUGGUUGGACUGGUGAUAAAUGCGAUGAUGAUGUCGAUGAAUGUACGAAUAGUGAUGUUGUUUGUCCUUACAAUUCUGAGUGUUUUAACACGCCUGGCAGCUUUGAUUGUAAAUGCGACAUAGGAUAUCUUCUAGUAGCCUCCGGGGAGUGCAAAGUUUGUGAUAAUCGACACUAUGGAGAAAACUGCAACAGUAUUUGCAAUUGCCACAUUGAAAACACAGACUCCUGCAAUCAUACAAGUGGCGUAUGUACAUGCAAAAAGGGAUGGACAGGGGAAACAUGUUUGGAUGACAUAAACGAAUGCGAUACUGAUUCGUGUAGUGAUGUAUCACAUUCUUUCUGUGAGAAUAGAAAUGGGUCCUACGAAUGCAUAUGUAGAACUGGAUUUCGAGUUUUUGAGAAUACCUGCAGUGAUAUAAAUGAAUGUGAAGAAGAUGCUUUUAACGCUUGUGAACAGUCAUGUAUCAAUUCAAUUGGAAGUUUUCAUUGUGGCUGCUUCAAAGGAUAUUAUAUGGUUAAUAAUGUGUGUAAAGAAUGUUCUGGCAAUACGUUUGGCGAAAAUUGUACGGAACAAUGUAAUUGUGUGACAAAAAAGUCUGAAAAUGUUGAGCAGACAUGUGACACGGUGACUGGAAAGUGUAGAUGUAAAUCUAACUGGAAAGGAGAAACCUGUUCGAAAGAUGUGGAUGAAUGUGAGGAAGAUACAACAUUGUGUAGUGCUAAGAACAACACAACAUGUGUAAAUACGCACGGCUGGUACAAAUGCGAUUGUAUCAAAGGUUUCAAGGAAAAUGCGGACGGACAAUGCGUUGAAGAUAGCAGUUUUUCAACGGAUAUUCCUAAAGUUGCUGGUGUAACGACAUUUAAUUUUAGUAUUACAAUUCACACAAACUCAUUGGCAGGGGUUAACAUGAAGUCAGCAAAUUCCUUCGAUAUUGUGAGAGGGAAAGUCGAAAAAAGCUUGUUGGGAUUUUACUCCCGUUAUACAGCAGCCGUGAUUCAAAUAUUUAUUGUUCACUUAAAGUAA
This is a messenger RNA of Ruditapes philippinarum (Manila clam), 6251 nucleotides long. RefSeq names its product fibrillin-1-like. Gene Ontology annotation, biological process: cell-matrix adhesion. The coding region runs from base 21 to 6251 and encodes 2076 amino acids. The transcript has 39 exons. Gene Ontology annotation, molecular function: calcium ion binding. NCBI's taxonomy places the organism in Eukaryota, Metazoa, Mollusca, Bivalvia, Venerida, Veneridae. The record is from RefSeq and is a predicted model, not a curated record.